AUGGUCAAAUACUCCGAGGAACAAUUGCUUGAAGCUAAAGAGCUCGCAUACACGCCCAAGCCAGAGAUUUUGGAAGCGUUCAACGAGUUGGUGGAGCUGGUGAGAGAGCACAUCGCCAACGAGAAGAGAGCCAGACAAACCAACGGUGACACCUACAUUGACGAAAGAGGCAACGAGAGAUCGUACAACCACUUGAACAGAAGACGGUUGCUGAGACUGGGCCAGAACAAGCCCAAUUUGCGUAAGAAGGCUGCCGAGAUUGUCGAUGAGGACGGAUGGGCUACGUUGACCAAGCCUAAGAAAUCCUUUAGUGGAGAAGAGGGGACUGAUGAAAGAGAGAAAUUCAGAGACUCGUUGAAGGACACUGCCGUGAAGGUGAAACCCAACAACAAGAAUUUGGGCUCUUCCAAGGCAGUUGAUCCAAGAGAAACCAUUGUCGACAAACACACUAAUACUUUCAACGCUUUCGAGGCGCUUGGGGACGAUGACGAGUAA
Messenger RNA from Candidozyma auris, 495 nucleotides. RefSeq lists its product as uncharacterized. Gene Ontology annotation, biological process: negative regulation of translation; translational initiation. The transcript has a single exon. The record is from RefSeq and is a predicted model, not a curated record. NCBI's taxonomy places the organism in Eukaryota, Fungi, Ascomycota, Pichiomycetes, Serinales, Metschnikowiaceae. Bases 1 to 495 code for a protein of 164 amino acids.